This is a messenger RNA of Myotis brandtii (Brandt's bat), 1784 nucleotides long. It is a transcript of the gene TMEM108, whose product is annotated as transmembrane protein 108. The record is from RefSeq and is a predicted model, not a curated record. NCBI's taxonomy places the organism in Eukaryota, Metazoa, Chordata, Mammalia, Chiroptera, Vespertilionidae. The coding region runs from base 159 to 1559 and encodes 466 amino acids. Gene Ontology annotation, cellular component: early endosome; axon; endosome membrane. Gene Ontology annotation, biological process: retrograde axonal transport; postsynaptic density organization; dendrite extension. The transcript is spliced from 7 exons.
UGAUUAAUCAGUCGUAGUCCAACAUGCAGAAGUGAGUGGGUGAAAAGCAGCAGAACUGAUGGGUCAUGAGGAUGUAACUGUGUUUGAAGGCUCUCACACCCUCUACUCCAGGACAGAAUCAUGAAUAAACUGGAGGACAAGAAGGACCAGAUGAUACCAUGAAGAGAAGUUUACAGGCCCUCUAUUGCCAACUGUUAAGCUUCUUCCUGACCUUGGCGCUGACCGAAGCUCUGGCGUUUGCUGCCCAGGAACCAUCUCCCAGGAACUCUCUUCAGGUCCUGCCUCCCGGCACCAUGGUGACCCCACCGCUCAGCUCCACCAGUCGCUCCGCCCUGGUGGCCGCCCCCUCCAGCAUGACCUUGAGCCCCCGUCCUGAUGGGCCCUUCUCACAGGCCGAAGCCACCGUGGCAGCAGCAACACCCUAUCCAGAGGGACACCCUCCUGCAAACACCGCCUCCACCACGAUGGCCACGGCAACCGCCCGCCAUGCUGACGGCCCCCUGAGCACAGGGCCCCUUCCUGCAGCCACGGCCACGGCCACGGCCACGUGUCCUCCGGGGAGGGCGGGAGCAGCACAGCCUCUGGGAAGGCAGAUGGGCAGGAGCUUCCAGCUGAGACUCGGUGUCAUUGCCGAGCGAGCUGGGCACAUGGCUGGAAUCUCCAGCCACAGUGACUCCUGGCUCACUGUCACCCUGCCCGCACUCGGGGGCCCCUCGGGAAGAAAGGAAGGCCCGAGGGGCAGGAAUCAGAGCUCCGCGCACCUGGGGCAGAAGCACCAGGGGGUGAGAGCCUCUCAGGUCUUCAAAGGCAACGCCACAGGGUCCGCGGAGCCCGAGCCCUCCACCCUCACCCCCUGGAAUUCCUCCUCCUCGCCACAGCCCCAGACGGUGGCCGCAGCCAUGGCGCCCAGCAGGACCACAUGGGCACCAGGCACCACCCCCUUGGUGCGCACGGAAGCCAAGCCGGGCCUUAGAGCAGACCAGGGGGGUGGUCACCCCCCCGGGGCCUCAGAAAGCACUGUCCCCCGAGCCGAGGAGGAGGCUGUGGCCGCCCCCAGCAUGACGGCCCGGCUGCCCCGUCCUCUGUCCACAGUGGUGUCCACAGCCACAGGGAACUUCCUCAACCGCCUGGUCCCUGCGGGGACCUGGAAGCCUGGCCCCGCUGGGAACAUCUCCCACGUGGCCGAAGGGGACUCCCCCCAGCACAGAGCCACCAUCUGCCUGAGCAAGAUGGACAUUGCCUGGGUGGUCCUGGCCAUCAGCGUGCCCAUCUCCUCCUGCUCGGUCUUGCUGACAGUGUGCUGCCUGAGGAGGAAGAAGAAGGCGGCCAACCCGGAGAACAACCUGAGCUACUGGAACAACGCCAUCACCAUGGACUAUUUCAACAAGCACGCCGUGGAGCUGCCCAGGGAGAUCCAGUCCCUCACCACCUCUGAGGACCAGCUCUCCGAGCCGCGCUCCCCAGCCAAUGGUGACUACAGAGACACGGGAAUGGUCCUCGUCAACCCCUUCUGUCAAGAAACACUGUUUGUGGGGAACGAUCAGGUAUCCGAGAUCUGACCGCAGCCGCCCUUGCUUCGCCAUGCCCUGCCUUUGGGCUCUAAAUCAUAAAUCUACAAAUAUAUAUUAUAAAUAUAAUCUUUGUGUAACCCUGACUUAAGGAGAAACAUUUUCAGCUUUUUCUUUCCUAAGAAUUGUCAACAUCUUUUUUAUAAGUGUGGUUUAAAAAAAAAAAACUUUACAGAACGACCGUGGCUUUAUAAAAUAAAGGUCUUUCUAAGCAAA